UCUUCAGCACCACUCACUGACAAUCCAACCAACCGGAGAGGUAAGACAGGCACAACUGAGUUCUCUGCUGCCUUUUGAGGAUUUUAUCUCUAACGAUAACAAACCUGUAGGCUUCAACUUUUUUCUUUAGCCGACGUGUUAUCCAAUUCCAAUUUAGACGAGUUUCACCUGCUGAAAGAACUGCAAUUUCUUUGGCUCUCUCUGUCCUUUUUUAUGAAGAGGAUAGACCAUGUGGUUGGUGGACGAAUGAUAGCCCAUUGUGAUUUUACACUGCGGAUUUUGAUUUGGUUAUUUGCAUCGUGGCUCCAUAAACAAAGUUUUGGGGGAUUUUUGUGACACUUUAAAAGUGUAGAAAUGUACCCAACCACUUAAUUUAAUCAGUUGUGGUUGACAGAAGUUUAUUAUCUUACAGGUGACUUUAAGUAGAUAUUUUGUGAGCUUUUGUUUUCCUUUUUAUCGACGGAUUUGUUUGGUAUAUCUAGACGGAAUGCUGGCUUUAGUUGUUGGACUGUGGUAUCUGAGCAGCGGAUGCACGGUGCGGAGCCAGGGUGCUACAGGUAGCCGUUUUGUCUGUAACGCAAUUCCUCCGGGCGCAGAACCAGGCUGCGUGUAUGCUCCCACGGGGAACCGUGUCCAGAGUAGCAGUCCUGCGGAGGACGAGCUGCGUAACACGAUCAUCCAGCUCCGGGAAACUAUCCUGCAGCAGAAGGAGACAAUCGUGAGCCAACAGGGGACCAUUAAAGAGCUCAACUCCAAGCUGGCGCGCUGCGAGGCUGCAUCCGACGAUAUGGCGCAGGGCAAGUCCCGGGGUCAGGGCUCCAGACGGAAAGAGUAUGGGAAGAACACCAUGGGGGACUUGCCUCGCGACCCCGGUGAGACAAUAGACCAACUGGACAAAACCAUGCAGAGUCUCAAAGGUCGGCUGGAGAACUUAGAGCAACAGAGUUUGCAUCUCCCUAUCACAAACACAUCAGCUGGAGGAGUCUCGGCCUUGACUCCCCUGCCACCAGAGCUCCGCGAGCUGCUGCGGCAACGUCUGGGGGCGCUGGAGACCCAGCUACUCCGGAAGGUGGCGGAGCUGGAGGAGGAGAAGAGCCAGCUUUACAACGAAACUGCGGCCCACCGCCAACGCACUGAGAACGCUCUCAAUUCCCUCCUGGACAGGAUCACAGAGCUUGAGAAAAGUAAUAAUGCCUUUAAGUCGCCUGAGGACUUUAAGGUGUCCCUCCCUCUCCGUACUAACUAUCUGUAUGGACGCAUCAAGAAGAGUCUUCCUGAGAUGUAUGCCUUCACCGUUUGCAUGUGGCUCAAGUCCAGCGCCAGUCCUGGCAUCGGCACCCCAUUCUCCUAUGGUGUGCCAGGCCAGGCCAAUGAGAUAGUCCUCAUUGAAUGGGGGAACAACCCCAUUGAGCUUCUAGUUAAUGAUAAGGUGGCCCAGCUCCCUCUGUCAGUGAGUGAUGGGCGUUGGCACCACAUCUGCAUCACCUGGACAACCAGAGAUGGUUUCUGGGAGGCUUAUCAGGAUGGCGAGCGUCUAGGCACUGGAGACAACCUGGCCCCCUGGCACCCAAUUAAACCUGGAGGAGUAAUCAUCCUGGGCCAGGAGCAGGACAUUGUCGGAGGCCGUUUCGAUGCGACCCAAGCCUUUGUAGGCGAGCUGAGCCAGUUCAACAUGUGGGACAGAGUACUGCGGCCCGUGGACAUCAUGGGUUUAGCCAACUGCUCAGCUUACAUGCCCGGCAAUGUGGUUCCUUGGAUUGAUGCCAAUGUGGAAGUGUUUGGCGGUGCAAGCAAAGCUGCUUUGGAAAUCUGUGAAGACCGUGCUUUUGACUCCUAAAGGAUGCAAUAUGAGGAAUCUAGUAUGGCUGCAGGGAUCUAGAAGCUGUAUUUGUUGACUGUUGCCUCUUUCAAAUCCCAAAGGCAAGAAUAGCAGCGCACCAUUUUUACAUAUUUAUAUGGUGUGACUGCAUGGUCUCAAAUACUCUGUUUAUUGGAUUUACAAGUUAUUGUGUCCAUUCAGUGUGAACCCUGAAGACAUUCAAGGAGAAGUCAUCUGAGAAAGAUACUAUAUGCUGUUGCAUCAGACUGCUGCAGUGAUAUGAUCUGCUGUCAUUUUGUGCUUUUUUCCCCUUCUUUAACUCAGCUGUCAUUUGACUGCUCUUUGAAAACAGCUCUUCUUGGUUGCAUUCCUUAUGAUGACAACAUUGCAGUGUAUUCCUUGUUAAUGUGAGCUCAAAACAGGCUUUGAUGUGCUGUAGAAAAACUGUGGUCGAGCACUACACGCUGCAAGCUUUUUUUCACUGUUUGAAGAGAAGCGAGACACAGAAGAAGACGGGCAGUGGAAUGAGGUGGAUGCUCAUAAGUUUAAAAUGGACAACAGCAUGCCUUCUUUUCAGGCAUCCAAACCUGGCAGGUUGUUUAAAUAUUAUGCAUGAGCUUGGGCAGUGAAGUUAGGAUCACCAGUGGCGUUGCAUGCUUCCUGUCAAUCCUCAGAGUGAGUGUGGUGCGCCAAAACCAACCAAUGCAGCGUGCUGACAUUACAUAAGAUUGUGUGUGUAUGUUCCUGUGAGCAUGGCUUGUCUUGCGUGUAAAAAGACCAGAGAUUAUGAAAGAGGCAGGACAUUUUCAUUCUUGUAAAUCUAUGCUUAAUACCUCACUGCCCCUUGAGCAGCUGCCAUGUCCCAAACAGCUUUGUGGAUGGGCUGGCUCUGCUCAGGUUAAUAGCAAUGUCGGACCGUUGCCUAGGACUGGCAAAUUGAAAAUAGCUGUGAGCGCCAGCUUGAGUGCUCAAUGAGGGCAGGGCCUAGGUCUGACCCUCAAGGACAAUCCUUAAUUCCUCAUGUGGGUAGUAAUUAUCCAUGUUUAUGAAUGAGAGAGGCGGCGAGCAGCUCUGAUCCUCUCGUAUUUCUAUAAGUUAAGUUUGUCAUAACUGAUAAAAUAUUGAGCUGGAGAAGUGAAGUCAGAUCAGAGCAGUACUUUGUGGACAUUAUAAAUGUUGCUAUCAGAUGUAAUUCGUCUUAAUUGCUUCACACUGGACAAGAAUAAAGGUUUUGAUCCAUGGAUGUGAUAUAUUUUUUAAAACGUACGAGCUUGGUGCACUCUGGCACCAAAUGCUGAAAAAACUGUUCUUUGCAGCUUAGCUAAAGUUUGUUGUUAAUGUUGCAACUGACAUUUGUUUAAAUGUUGGCUUUUGAUUUUUUUUUCCCCUAAAAGAAAAACAUGUAAUGGAAGCAACAGAGAUUAAAUUUGGUAUCACAUCCAGAUAUUUUUUUUUCUCUCUUCUUGGAAUUUCCGAAUAACCAGUAUAAAAUAAAUCUUCUGUUCACACUUUUAAAGCUAAUAUGCAGUAAGCUACUUGACAGCACAGAAUGUUGCAAAAGUGAAUACAAUAAGGGAAGUGCACCCUUGACAGCUUAAGGUUUGUUAACAUGUUGUGAUUGUUCUUUGGAGUGUCUUUGUUAACAAUGUUUUAAUGUGAAAUCCAAUAAUUUUUUUCCUGUAAAAAUAGUUUUUUUCCCUUUUAUGCUCCUGAUUCUUGUCCAUUAGCAGGACAUUAUUUAAAGAAAAAUAAAGUCAGGAGUACUAAAAUGCAUUGUUUAAAUGGUGAAUGGCCUUUGUGAGAACCAUAUGUGCUUUUUGCUUGUGGACUACUAAAAUGUUUUGUCAGCUUCUGCAGCACACCUCCCUAGCAGCACAGAUAAUUAGGGGAUCAAGACCAAGCUAAAUGUGUUUUCAAGUUUUCUUCAUGUGCAGUACCAGCUUAAGUUUGUUUGCCCCUUUUUUGCCAUAAAACAAAUGUCCUUUUGCACCCAAUAAAAGUCAACAUGAUGUGACUUUUAACACAGCAACUUAAUGAUGUGACAGAAUAACUGAACAGCUGUUUGAACAGUUGAAGCAUGUUUUAUUGAAUUUUCAUUGCGUUGCAUUAGUGAUGAACUCAGAGUGGAGUCUAACUCUGCCAAGGUCAUCCGCAGCUCUUCUUAAUAAAGAAACUGUGCUUUAACCUCAGAUUAAGCUGUUUCACCCCAUAAUGUCAUGUUUGUGCUGACAUUAAUUAAAAUGCAGGUAUUUGUCCAGUUCGUAGCCACAUCAUUUGUCAACCUACUCAUAACACACAUGGGAGUAGAUGUCCUCAUCUGGACAAUGAAAUGUUGUCAGCUGAGGAGAAAUCCUCUGGAUUGGCUAAUGUCCAGGGGGAAAUAAAAAAAUCUGCCCAAUGGAUUAUGAGAGCUGCUACAAUGUAGGACACUGUGAGUAUUCUUUUCUCUCCUUGAUGCUGUGUGCCGAUACUUUUGCAAGUGUGAUGGUGGAGAUGCACCAUGGGGGGCCCUGUUUUUAACAGGACAACAAUCGGAGGUAUCCUAAUGAUAACUUCACGUCAUGUGAAUUAUGUGUUAUGACCUAUUUAUUUAUUCAUUUUUAGGAGGUGGAGACAUAAUUUGUGUCUAAUUUUAUUGCAUUGCUGCUGUGAUGCUGCACACCCUGGUGUUUUGCAAUGUUAAGUACAAAUUAAUUAUGAAAGUGAACAAUCCAACUUGCUUUUAAAUAAAUGAUAAAUACACUA
This is a messenger RNA of Melanotaenia boesemani (Boeseman's rainbowfish), 4564 nucleotides long. RefSeq names its product neuronal pentraxin 2a (gene nptx2a). The record is from RefSeq and is a predicted model, not a curated record. Lineage: Eukaryota; Metazoa; Chordata; Actinopteri; Atheriniformes; Melanotaeniidae. The transcript is spliced from 5 exons. The coding region runs from base 488 to 1837 and encodes 449 amino acids.